Abrus precatorius (Indian licorice) is the source of this 1604-nucleotide messenger RNA. RefSeq names its product serine carboxypeptidase-like 34. The record is from RefSeq and is a predicted model, not a curated record. Gene Ontology annotation, cellular component: vacuole. NCBI's taxonomy places the organism in Eukaryota, Viridiplantae, Streptophyta, Magnoliopsida, Fabales, Fabaceae. Gene Ontology annotation, biological process: proteolysis. The transcript is spliced from 10 exons. Gene Ontology annotation, molecular function: serine-type carboxypeptidase activity. Bases 141 to 1604 code for a protein of 487 amino acids.
AAAUUUUGUUUUAGAGGUAAAGCAACAGUAGCUACGCUACACCUGACUCUUGCCUGUUUUUUCAAGUCUCUUCCAUUAUUUAAACCGAAGGCCACGCCUAGUGUGGAUGUGAGAGAGAGUGAGAGAAAAAGGGAAUAGAGAUGGGUUUGUGUUCAGUUGUUUUGAAUCUUCUUUUACAUGUUGUGCUUCUUAUCUCUUUGACCAAAGAAGCUUUAGGAGUGUCAAAGCUUUCAGAAAGUAAUUACCUUAGUGAGGAGGUACUAUCACAGCAAGAAGCCGACAGAGUGCAUAGAUUACCCGGACAACCUGCGGUGAGGUUUAAUCAAUAUGCUGGUUAUAUCACAGUCAAUGAAACUCAUGGAAGAGCACUGUUCUAUUGGUUCUUCGAGUCCACUAAAAAACCAGAACGAAAACCUGUUCUCCUUUGGCUCAAUGGAGGCCCUGGUUGUUCCUCAAUUGGAUAUGGAGAAGCAGAGGAGCUAGGACCAUUCUUUCCCCAGAGCAGCAGCCAACCAAAGCUAAAGUUGAACCCUUAUUCUUGGAAUAAAGCUGCCAAUCUCUUGUUUUUGGAAUCCCCUGUUGGGGUGGGAUUCUCCUACACCAACACCAGCAGUGAUAUCAGUGAGCUUGGUGAUACAAUUACAGCUAAGGAUUCACACACCUUUCUCAUCAAGUGGUUUAGGAGAUUUCCACAAUUCAGAUCACAUGAGUUCUACAUUUCCGGGGAAAGCUAUGCAGGGCAUUAUGUUCCCCAACUUUCUGAGCUCAUUUUCGAUAAUAAUCACAAUCCUGCCAAGAAAGACUACAUUAACUUCAAAGGUUUCAUGAUUGGAAAUGCACUGAUGGAUGAUGAAACAGAUCAAAAGGGUAUGAUAGAUUAUGCGUGGGAUCAUGCUGUGAUAUCUGAUGGGUUAUACCAUAACAUCACAACCACAUGCAAUUUCAGCCUUCCCAAUCAAACCAAUGACUGCAAUGUGGAACUCAAUAAGUACUUCGAUGUGUAUAAGCUUAUUGACAUGUAUAGCUUGUACACUCCAAGGUGUUUCAGCAACAAUAGCAGCACUAGAAAGGAAGCCCCUAUCAUCAGAGGCACAGCCCCUCAAACAUUUUCCAAAAUUGACGCGUGGCAUAAAAGACCAGCUGGAUAUGAUCCUUGUGCAUCAGAUUAUACUGAAGUGUACCUAAAUAGACCCGAAGUUCAAAAGGCACUGCAUGCCAAUGUCACCAAAAUUCCCUAUCCAUGGACUCACUGCAGCAAUAAUAUCACAUUUUGGAAUGACGCACCACAUUCCAUGCUUCCUGUCAUCAAGAAGCUUAUUGCUGGUGGAAUUCGCAUAUGGGUUUACAGUGGAGAUACCGAUGGAAGAAUUCCUGUGACUGCAACAAGAUACACACUUAGAAAACUGGGUCUCGGUGUUGUUCAAGAUUGGACUCCCUGGUACACCAGCCGGCAGGUGGGAGGAUGGAGCAUUGUUUACGAUGGGCUUACUUAUGUGACGAUUAGAGGUGCUGGUCAUCAAGUUCCAACUUUUGCUCCCAAGCAAGCUCUGCAGUUAGUUCGACACUUCCUAGCCAAUAGGAAAUUGUCACCUCAACCAAUUUAA